Molecule: messenger RNA, 432 nt
Organism: Lactuca saligna
Lineage: Eukaryota; Viridiplantae; Streptophyta; Magnoliopsida; Asterales; Asteraceae
Source: the annotation of a GenBank genome assembly
AUGGAGCUCAACUUGGAGUCACUAACUCCACUUAAUUGUCUUUCAUAUGCUAAUGAAGCAACAUGUUCAGAAACUAGUUCUUGUUCUAGAGACUAUUCAUUUCAAUAUACAGUGACUGCCUGUUGUUUUGUGACAUCCCAAUCACCGCCUCCUCCUGUUGUGACCCACCACCAUCAAACACCCCGACACCACUGCUUCCUUCCACCUAUUGCCUCCACUCCAACUUCCACUUGCCAUCACCUUCACCAAGAAACACCGGUUGCCACCUCGUCUUUCUCUCUGUAUCGACAAGCAACACAAAUCCCCGCUAGCGUAAGUGUCGACCGACCACCAGGAGGCUUCUCCCUCCCCCCGCUCAUCUUUCCCGUCGAGAUUAGGCAGAAUAUAAUUGAUUGGGAUACUAAUAUGGAAUUAAACAGCUGUUGUAAUUGA